GAUCCUGCCACCCCAAUCAAAAUAUCUCAUAGAUAGAUAGAAAACCGAAAUUUGUUUUUUUCCAGGAUCGCCAUUUUAAUAUUUCAACGGCAUUCAUUUUAGCCUUCCUAUACACUACUCUGCCUGCGUGAUGGCAAAAUCUUGUUUUUUAUAUUUCGGUACAUUUAUUAUAAGACGGCUUAACCAAUACUUUCACCUGUCAAAUAAAAAAAUGCAAAGGCUUUUCAUAAAAUUUUGAACGGCGGUUCUACGCCAUACAUGUAGCUUGAGUUAAUGUCGUCUGUCCCAGCAUCGGGAAAUUAAAAGAAUUCCAAAGGGACGGACAGUAAUGAAGGUGACAGGACGUCGUCGCUCGAGACACCGGGGGACAGUCCUACGUCAUCGGGGAGUUUCACGCGGCGUCUGUCACGAGCCCUUCCGGGUUUAGGUAAUCCCCACAUUUCCUCUCGUUAACGCGAAUUAAACUGGACGGCGAAAGCGCCGCCGACUAGUUGGCCCACGAGAGGCAAAGGCUGCGCACGUUAGAGGGAAUUACCCUUGCAGAAGCAGAAAAAGAUGUUAAUCACCGCCGCUUUGCACGUGUCAAAGAUUGCUUAGUUUUCUGCUAACGAGUAAACAGAAAAAGUUUGUGGAUAUGAUGCAGAAAAGAAAUCAGAUAAAAUUAAAUCCCGAGGUUUUUUAAAGAGCAAAUCCAUACGUUUGGCAAAGUGCGUUUUUUCUUCAAAAUAAGAAAUCGCAUAUACGGUAUAUCUGCUGCAUAAAAUAGCAAAGAGCGAGGCGUGGGAUUCCCAGCGAGAUGACUCCUCUGCAGAUCGCGCUUUGCCUGCUCGUAGCGGCUGCCUGGAAAGUGUCCUGCGAGCUGCGAACGGCGCCUUCACCUGCCGCGACGCCGGACUCCGCAUCGCCGAUGGCAGAGGGCGCGCGUUUUAACCGGAGCUCGAACCAUUCGGCGCCCUUCGGCUCCCGCAUCUACUCCAUCGCCAACGACCUGCCGACGCUGAAGAGCGCAGUCAUCUUUAUAUGCGCUUUCACCGUUUUUCUAAUAAUCUGCCUGGUCAUCAAAAUGUACAGGUCCGGGAGGAAGAUAAGGAAAACACGAAAGUAUGAUAUAAUUACCACUCCUGCCGAACGGGUGGAAAUGGCACCUCUCAACGAAGAGAAUUAUGAGGAAGAUGACUCUACCAUUUUUGAUGUGAAGUACAGGUGAAGGAAUCAAUCAUGGGACAUUCAUCGAAAAUAUCUCAAAGUCUGUACAGGAUGCAAAACCAUGGACUGUCGUUGUGUCGGUAAUUUUUGCUUUUUUUCCCCUUCUCCAUCCUUUUGUUUUGCAUUUUGUUGUAAAACGCAGACUAACGAGACAACCCAGCCAAUUACACAACAAACCAGCGGGUUGACCAUGAGGACUAUAAGUCGCUUCUUUUAAUGGCUGUCUCAACCACUAUGUGAUUCCACCACCAAAUAUCCUACCAGCAUGUCCUUUCUGGCUGUAUGAAGCGAAUUACAGUGUGAGCAGGCAAGACCCCUCAAUGCUCAAUUCUCAUCAGGCCUCGCAGAGCAUAAAUGAUUGUCUUUGUGCUUCGUGUCUUGCAAUAUGAAUCUUUCAUAAGAAGGAUUUUAAAGUCAGUGAUGCAGGCAGUCUGAGAACUUACUAUUUUUUUAAUAAGUUCAAGUUUUGUGAUUUGUAUAUGUGGGGGGAAAAAAAACCAAGUAAAUAUUGCCAAAGGUGUCACUUGCAUGUGGAUGGUGAAGGAUUCUUUCUCUGCCUGGAAAUCUCAUCCCCUUCGAAUCGUUUGCGUACGUGGCCAAACCCUGCACGCCUGGCAAAUUUAAUUUGUGCUUAAUUUAAUCUGUGACCAUGGGCCUAGGCUCAAGUUAGACCUUAUCUGCUAUUUAUCCAGACUGUCCUCAUUAUUGCACGAGGUAAAAUGAGCCGCUGUUUGUUCCCUGUGAUCUGGACGUUUUCCCGUAGGCCCUCGUGCCGAAUGGCUGAGGGGCGAUAUUUCCCAGAAUGCCGUUUUUUCCGGAAAUUCGCCAUACUUGGAAUAUGUAAACAACAUUGCUGGGAUUUCAGAUCUCCCAGCAGAAUCGGCGCUUUGCAACCAGAAGCUCUGAGAGUCUGCGGUGGGAUGAUACCAGAUGUAUAUAGUUACACAUAUUCCGGAGAUGAUGAUUUAUAUAUUAAUGCGUAUUUUUGUGUUGUGAUUCUAUGUACCUAAUUUACAUUUCCUGAUAUUCAGUGGUAUAAUAUAUGAUGUGUAAAUUCCUGUCGAUGGUCUUUGACUGGAAGAAUAUUAUCUAUACACUUACAGAGCAGUCAUAGUGUUCAUCCCCCCUCCCAUGCUGCUAUGUAAACCAAAGCUGGAAGUGAAUUCUCGGGGGGGGGGAGAUUUACCUAAAGAAGGAAAUUCCGAAGAAGGGCUUUGGGGAGAGCAUUUCAAUCAUUGUCCCACUAUUUUUUGUUGUGGGAAGGGGGGCAGUGAAGAUGUUCUAUAUUUUGUUUCUGACACCCCCCCCCACACUAUGUGCACUACAAAAAAGUAAUUUAAUUUUUCAAAAAAAAAAUUAAAUGUUCAUUGGUUUAUAGAGUAUUUAUGAAUUGACUGUCCUGUAGAAAACUGGAAAUUCCUUCAGAAGUGCACUUCCGCAUCAUUUACCCUUCUGCAGAACUGCCGAAUAAACAGCAUCCAAAUGUAUCUCACCUGAGGAUUUGUUAAUGAAUCUUUACAUGUCUGUCAGGACAAAUUUCAGACCUCUGAAGUACUUUUGGCUCAGACUGGACCAAUCAUACAAGUGACUGGAUGAUGUCUUAAUACCUCCAACUGCAGCCAUCCAUCCAUCCAUCCAUCUUCGACCGCUUUUCCGGGUCGGGUCGCGGGGGCAGCAGUCUAAGCAGGGAAGCCCAGACUUCUCUCUCCCCGGCCACUUCGUCCAGCUCCUCCGGGGGAAUCCUGAGGCGUUUCCCGGCCACUUCGUCCACAUAGUCUCUUCAGCGUGUCCUGUGUCUUCCCUGGAGCCUCUUCCCAGUUGGACAUGCCCAGAACAUCUCACCAGGGAGGCGUCCAGGAGGCAUCCUGACCAGACGCCCGAGCCACCCCAUCUGGCUCCUCUCCAUGCGGAUGAGCAGCGCCCCCCAACUGCAUUUAAAGGGUUUUUUUGCGUUGGUGCCUUUUCAGGUCAUAUACUAGUUAUGUUACUUCUGUCCGUGUAGAAAAAGCAGCACACUUACCAGCUUGUUAUGCUUAAAUAACCACUUAAGGGGAACAGAACACUGAGCCUGCCUUUCUGAACGCUUUGUAGUAUGUCCAUCAGGCUGGUCAUGAAAGGUACAUUCAUAUGCUCUUGUUUGUGAUAAGACUGGAUCUCUGCAGAGUGGUGCUUGGGAUUUGGAACUGGUGUUGGAGCAGGAGAAAAAGCUGGUGUUUUAUAAGCCCAAUCCAGGUGUUUACUGGAGAUCCCCCUUCCCCCCCCCCCCCCCACCAGUUUAAAUGUCAUUUGUACCCCAGUGAGUAAGCGAAUGCCUCGCUGCCCUCUUGCACGAUACUUCCAGAGCCUUCUCCUUCCUGUGCUAUGCUCACGUCAGCACCAGCCACGCUCUGUCUACGUCUUUGCUAGUCAUUUUCUGGCUUUUGUCACACUCUUCCCAUUAAAUCUAAUCCUGUAUUCGACAUUGUGGUUCGUGUUACUGUGCUGUACGAGCUGUUAAUUUGUAUGCAAGUGAAUCAGUCUCUACUGAUGGGAAUGAUAUCUUCACCCAAUAAAGUAUAUUUUAUGGUAUUAAAAUGCCUGGAUAUUGGUGCAUGCCAUUUGUGGUAUGUAGUAGAAUUAGCUGGGGUUUAAUGUAAAGCCAUCUUUAGGCUGUUCAUGUGUCUGUUUUUUGCUGAUGUCGCAGUGUAUCGGAGAACAUGAAGACAUCACCCCUGCCCCCCCCCCAGCCCCUUUUAUGUCCUGGUAUUAGGUUCUUGCUUUUCCCCAAACAAACAGUAGGAAGUUCUUCAUCAAGAUCACAGUGUGUCCAGAUGCAUAAACCGAAUAAAGAUUCUUAUAAAUCAG
Paramormyrops kingsleyae is the source of this 4050-nucleotide messenger RNA. It is a transcript of the gene fam174b, whose product is annotated as family with sequence similarity 174 member B. Lineage: Eukaryota; Metazoa; Chordata; Actinopteri; Osteoglossiformes; Mormyridae. The record is from RefSeq and is a predicted model, not a curated record.